Phycomyces blakesleeanus NRRL 1555(-) is the source of this 1500-nucleotide messenger RNA. RefSeq lists its product as hypothetical. Lineage: Eukaryota; Fungi; Mucoromycota; Mucoromycetes; Mucorales; Phycomycetaceae. Gene Ontology annotation, biological process: retrograde transport, endosome to Golgi. The transcript has 8 exons. The coding region runs from base 1 to 1500 and encodes 499 amino acids. The record is from RefSeq and is a predicted model, not a curated record. Gene Ontology annotation, molecular function: phosphatidylinositol binding.
AUGAACAACGACCCCAAUAAGCACAAUCCUAAUCAGCCAUGUCAAUGCAACAUUGAUCGUGCUCUUCAUGGACCAAAUGGGUUUGUCUUUAUUAAUGGUGCUCAGAAACAAUCAGACACACCUACCGGGAAAUCCUAUUUUGCAUAUAAUAUCCGUAUUGGCGAUACUGAGACUAAACAUCGAUACAGUGAAUUCGAAUCACUUCGGAAAUCACUCGUCAGAUUACAUCCUACAAUGAUCGUGCCACCAAUACCUGAGAAGCACUCUAUAGUUGAUUAUGCUGCACUUCAGACAAGAGUAAAGGAUGACCUUUCGAUGGUAGAAAAGCGAAAGCGUAUGCUUCAAACCUUUUUGAAUCGAGUUGCGAAGCAUCCACAGCUUGGUCACGACCACGUAUUUCAUCGAUUCCUUGAAAACGGUGUCGCAUGGUCUGAUGUCUUACACUCAUCUCCACUCUCAGACUUGCCCAAGAACCCUCUUCAAGUCAUUGCAAGCAAGCAGCCGGAUAUUGCUGCAUAUGAGGCUAUUUUAGCAAACAGUUUAAUUCCCACACCUACGGCAACCUAUACACUUAAGAAUCCUGAUCCACGAUUCGAGGAAUCCGAGAAAUUUACAUAUCGAAUUGCAAACUAUAUGAGCAACAACCUCGAUAAGAGCCAACGGAAGGUGAUCCGCCGCUUAGGAGAGCUCGCCAAUGAUUAUGCUGAACUUGGCGCAGUAUACAACGGAUUUAGCUUGAAUGAAACUGGCGCAGUAGCAAAUGCUAUUGAAAAAAUCGGCCAAGCAGUAGAUGCUUCUUACACAGAAACAGGUCAAAUGGUUACUGCUCUUGAAGGUGAAUUCGCCGAGCCAAUCCAAGAACAUUCCCAGUUUGCCCACACUAUCAAACAGGUUUUGCGAUUCAGACACAUGAAGCACGCUCAAGUAGAGUUGAUCGAAAGUUCUUUAAAAAACAAAGAAGAAAGUCUCCAAAACUUACUAGAUAUCGAACGUGAAGCUAGCCGUCUUCAUGAUGCAAUGACAACUGAACGAACCAUUGGUUCCAAUGCUCUUGAUAUUGAUCAAAUAAAUGAAGCCGCCAAUUCGCACACUAGUGGGGAGGAAUCUGGUCAAGAAGAAUCGCCUUAUCUUAAUAAUGAUCACAGACCUAUUGUUCGAAGACGCUCCCGAGGCUGGGGUGGCCCAGUCCAGAUGAUUAGUGCGGUAGGACACACACUACAAGGGCUCAUUGAUGUUGAUCCAGCUUCUACUCGUCACAAUCAAAUUGGAAAAACCAAAGAUUCCAUGGAGUUGCUUCAAAAAGCUUUGGAAAUCACUCGUAAGGAUUUAGCAGCUGCUUCGAUUGAAGUACAGGCUGAUUUGGACAGAUUCCAACGAGAAAAGAUUAGGGAUCUACGCGAUAUGCUGAUCGCAUAUGCCAAGGUCCACAUCAAUUAUUGUCAAAAGAAUCUUGAAUCAUGGGAAGAAGCCAGAGUCGAGAUUGACAAGAUACCAAACUAA